UUUGAUCUUUUACUGCAAUACAAUGUCACAAACUUAACUAAGAUGCCUCAAAAUGAGGCUUUCAACAACAAUUAAGUUAAAAAUCAUUUCAAUUAAAAUACAUUAAUCAGACUAAUUAUUUACAGGUUAUGAUUAAUCGCACGGCAGCACUAAUAUUUAUUGUAAUGUGGGUUUGCCGUCCCGCUGUGGAGAGGCGGGAAGAGAAGGUUUUCUAUUGAUCCAUUCUGAGAAAUUGUUGUUUGCCCUUUUGUACCUGAACGCACCAUGACGCAACUGCUUUCCUGGAUUCUGAUUGGAUCAAUCGACGCUCGACAGAAAAAAAAACAGAUACGCCAUAUUGACAUUAUAAAGAGACCACAAAAUGUAUUUUAAAAAUAUAUUUUACAAUUGACGGCGUCCACGGCCGACACUGAGAGAUGGCGUACUCUGGAGCAGUGGAAAACGCACCUAUGGAGGAUCGUUCCGCUUCUCAGAGCUCCAGUAAUUGCCUUCGAAGUCGACCAUGCUCCAGCGAAAGGGACGCCCGGGUUCGGGUCGUCAAAGCAACACUUCAGUCCAAACUGGGGCCCUACGAGCCCGUCCUGACCUACCUGCAGUCUAUCCUGGUGUGGGAGAGACCAUUUCACAGCGUCCUUUUCUUUAUUGCUGUAAACAUUGCGUUCUGGUUUUUUGCCUUUACAUCCAUGCGUCUGCUGUUCCUCCUGGCCUCUUCGCUUGCUCUCCUUGUGUUUCUGGAUACCUGGAGGAAUAAAAUCUGGCCGCGGAUUCGAGUCAGAAAACUGGAUGAAUCAGAAAAUGAAAGCUGGGGCCUGGUGCAGCCCGGCAUCCUCAGCGUACCAGAACUGUGCCAUCACCUUGCAGAGGCCUGGGUCAGCGCAUCCGUUCUCAUGAGCUUCAUGGUUCAAUUCAAACAACGAAACCCUGGCAAUUUCUGCGCUCUGACCUGUGGGCUGUUCACCUGUUUGGCGGCGGUUGGCUGUUACAUUUCUGGAUUGGUGCUGUCCUACUCUGCAUUGCUGGCCACCCUCCUGGCUCCUCUGGCAGCGCACCACCGAGUCUUUCAGCAUGUGUGCAUCAAGCUGGAGCCGGUCCUGCAGCGGCUGGAUUUCAGCAUCCAUGGAUACAUGAUGUCGAAGCCCAUCGAUAAUCAAUUCCUACGAAGACCCAUUCGUGGUGCUGGCUCAGGUGAAGCCAGCGACAGCGAGGAAGAGUUAGCCGCUUUCUGCCCAACAUUUGAUGAUGAAAUCAUUGCGAAGGAGCUCGCUCUGACCGACUCCGAGCACUCGGAUGCGGAGGUGUCCUACACCGACAACGGGACGUUUAACCUGUCUCGUGGUCAGACUCCGCUCACAGAGGGUUCUGAGGAUCUCGACAGACACAGCGAUGCGGAGGAAUCCUUCGCUCAGGAUCUUCCCGAUUUUCCAUCCAUAAACCCGGACGCCACGCUGAUGGACGACGAUGACGACACUAGCAUCGGGUUACCUAGUCUGGGCCCGUCUGGACUCAUCAGCCACAGAGCUUCAGUGCUGGACGUGGACUCUCAUCUGGACUCUGACCAGGAAGAUCUGGACAGUGAACUGUCUCUAAGCAGCCUGCCGCCCGCCUCAAGUCUGACCGGAGAUCUGGCGGGGGUCAUCGCGAGCAACAUGAUCCAGGCCGCACUGAGCGGUGCGAUGCAGCCUCGCCCUCACGUCACCCACCGCCGACAAGGCCCGCCCAGGGCUGGAGCCCACCGCAGCUACCGCAAGCAGUCCAGCUCCGAGCUCGACACAGACUGGGACGGCGAGGACUUUGAAAUGCUCGACCAGUCCGAACUGAACCAGAUGGACCCCCUGGCAGGAGGAGGAGGAGGGGGCGCCGCUCGAGGAGACAGCCACGGAUCAAACUUCUUAUCAAGUCUGCUCGGUAAACCACAGUGAGGCGUGGACGCUGUGGACGCCAUCAGUUUAUCACUGUGAAGUAUUUUUCUCCUCAAAAUUUUCUCCUUACGCUCUUCAUCUCUAGUCUAAAGCAUACAAUGUAGGUCGAGCAAUAGAAAAUAAACAGAUAAACCAGCAUUUUUAAACAUGAAUAAUUGACAGCUUUCAAUUUAGAUUCAAAUUAGACAUAUAUUUUUUUUAAUUCAACAAGGAGUUCUAGGCAUACAGGGCUAUAAAACACACUAGGACCAAAUCCAACAUUCCCUUAGCUUGAACUGAGCCAGUUUGAUACAGACAUCAUAAAGCAGCGUUAGUGUCACAUUUAGGAUCAAGUUCUUCACCUUUUCAGAAACUAUUCAUGGUGUGCCUCUGGCAGAUUUCUUUUAUUAACCUCAUUUCAGUUAUUUUAAGUACUGAUAAGAGAAGUUAGUUUCACUACCGAACAAUAAAGAAACGUAUGAUGUUAGAAGCUCACAGUUGGAGCCAUUUUAUGGUACAUAAGCGUGUUGCAAUUUUAACCUUAAUCCCCCAAGGAAAAAGGUGCUUUUUUUAUUUUAGCAUUUUUCCCUACAUUAUUUUUGCACUAAUUCUCAGCUUUGUGUGCAUUCAUUUUUUUCCGAGAAGUAACAUCUAAAAAAAAAAAAAUAAACGUAAUAUUUCAUGUUAUUAAGGUGGUUCAAGCUUUUAUCUUUUUAGAUGGAAUAGAAAUGUUCAUGCCUCCGAUAUAAAAACUGUUUACAACUAGAACAAACAAAAGAUAGUUCUCCUUUUUUAUUUUGAAAUUUAAACUUUUGUGCUGGUCAGGCUGGUGGUUUAAACAUGGUUGAACCAUGUCAGAGUAGAAAUGAUUUAAUCAAAUACAAGUAUUAUCUAGUCAAUCAAGAUUUUUCAAAUGGAAGACAUGAUGUUCUCUGUUAUUUUUAAAAGAUUCGCUUAAAAUACGGUGUAAUGUCUGCGGAAUCCAUGUUUAGUUGAAGGACAUGAAUUGUGCACUUGCUGAAAUUUUAAGAAUAAUUUGUUUUAUUUGUUGAUUUUGGUCUAAAUGCUUUUUCUUUUGAUGUUUUUUUUUUUAAGCUGAUCCAUAAAGUCAUUUCUUCGGUGGUCAGUCAUAAAUUUAAUGUGCACAGUGUUUGAUUUUCUUCUCAAAUGUAUCUGGUUUUGAUAUGUUUUGGAGUGAAAAAUGUACUGAAUAAAAUGUUUGCAGUUAA
Oryzias melastigma (Indian medaka) is the source of this 3127-nucleotide messenger RNA. RefSeq names its product reticulophagy regulator family member 3 (gene retreg3). The coding region runs from base 417 to 1919 and encodes 500 amino acids. The record is from RefSeq and is a predicted model, not a curated record. Lineage: Eukaryota; Metazoa; Chordata; Actinopteri; Beloniformes; Adrianichthyidae. Gene Ontology annotation, biological process: reticulophagy. The transcript is spliced from 10 exons.